Messenger RNA from Arabidopsis arenosa, 918 nucleotides. NCBI's taxonomy places the organism in Eukaryota, Viridiplantae, Streptophyta, Magnoliopsida, Brassicales, Brassicaceae. The record is from the annotation of a GenBank genome assembly.
CGCAAAUUCCUUCUCGUUUCCAUGUUUGCUCUAGUUUAAAUCUUCAAUCUCCUUCCCGGUUUUUUCCAUUCUCCGAUGGCAUUCCUUGUUCGUUCGCCGGAAGUUCCCACUGUCUCGGCGAGAAUCUUCUCCGAUUCGAAUUCGAGUGUUAUUAGUCAUGCGUUUAUGAGGAGGAAGGUUACGGUUUCAGCGAUUGACGCAAGAGAUUUGUCUGGUAUUAAGAAUCAGAAAUCGAGAUUGUACGGGAGAUUCUCAGCUCCGGUGAAAGAAGACUGCAAGAUUAGCAGAGAUGAAGAAAAAGAAGAAGAUAAGCAGAGUUACUACGUGAAUAUGGGUCACGCCGUUCGUAGUAUCAGAGAAGAGUUUCCUUUGUUGUUCUACAAAGAGCCCAAUUUUGACAUUUACAGGGAUGAUAUUGUUUUCAGAGACCCUAUGAACACUUUCAUGGGGAUUGAUAAUUACAAAUCCAUAUUUUGGGCGUUACGUUUCCAUGGAAGGAUCUUCUUCAGAGCACUCUGUGUUGACAUUGUUAGUGUUUGGCAACCUACAGAGAACACUCUAAUGAUCCGUUGGACUGUUCAUGGAAUUCCUCGUGGUCCUUGGGAGACUCGGGGUCGAUUCGAUGGGACUUCUGAGUAUAAAUUCGAUAAGAGUGGGAAGAUUUAUGAACAUAAAGUCGAUAACAUAGCCAUUAAUUCGCCUCCAAAGUUUCAAAUGCUCACUGUUCAAGAGCUUGUUGAAGCCAUUAGCUGCCCUUCUACUCCCAAGCCGACCUACUUUGAGUUCGGAGAUUGAUUCAUCAUCAUCGUCUGAAACAUAUUAGUGUUGUGUAUAGUAGUAUUUCGUGUGGUUAUAGAUAGAGUGGUGUGUGUAAUAUAGAUGAAGAUGGAACGAUAUAAAUAAACCCAAUAACAUGAA